GAUAAAGUAGCAGGACAUGGAAAUACUCAAGUAAAAUACAGUUGGAUAAAAUUAAAUAAAAUGUCCUCUUCAUAUAGAGUAUGUUAUUUCACAUCUUUGCAAAUCCCCCUGGGAAUCAUACUUUAGCAGUGCUAAUAUUGGCAAUGUACAUUUCACUGUUCCAUUUUCACACACUCCCUAUUGGUCAUCCACAUCCACACCUUAUGUGGUGACCAAAUUCUGGUUCAUCGCAAAAACAAAUAUCACGUGUUAACAGGAGUUGAGAUAAAAUCAAAGGCCAAACAAGGUGAACAGUGAGGAGAGCUCAUAUAUAAAGGCCAGUUUCUGCUCAGGGCAGACUGUGGUGGCAGACAGGUGCACCUGCAGGAUGCAAACCUUGGUCCAUUUGUGCGUUCUUCUCUCGCUUCUCUUCUCUGUCCAUGCAGAUGUCGUUGAACGUUUUGAGGAUGUUCCAGAAUGUAUGAGGUACUUCUACAAAGAGAAGGUGCCAGAGUGGGGGGCGUCUACAGCCGGUGCUGCCCAUCUCUGUCAGCGCUUCAUCAACAGGUACCACUUUGCCACACUGUAUGACACCAACCAUCGUAUUGCUGUCUAUUCUGCCUAUCAUUUCCAGCCCAGCAAUGGGGGUGGCAGAGAGAAAAGGUGGUUUGUAGAGCCUCAGCUGGUAAGAAUGUCUUGGCAAGCAGAGAUGAAGGAUGGGUACUGGCUGGAGAAAGACCACCCUGGGGUCUACCAAGGAGAGAAACAGGCUCUGAAUGAGGACUACACACACUCCGGCUUCGACCGUGGUCACCUCAACCCCAGCGGACACCAUUCAGUCCCCAGCCGCAAUGCCACUUUCACCCUGACAAAUGUGGUUCCUCAGAACCCCAAGCUGAACCAGAACGCCUGGAGGAUCCACGAGUCCCAGCUCACUGACCUUUUCCGGGACAAGUGCUCUAAGGCCUAUGUGCUGGUUGGUGCCAUUCCCUCUGCAGACAACUGGAUUGUGAAAAACAAUGUGAAACGUGUCAACAUCCCAGACUACCUGUGGAAUGCCUACUGCUGUGUGGACAACAAUGGCAGACCUGUUCAGAGUGGUGCUGCCACAGCAAGGAACACAGAGGACAACCGGGUGGAGAAGCUGUCUCUGGAUGAACUGGGAGAAUUCCUCCAGCAGUUCUCCAAAGAGACAGUAGGGGAGCUGUUUUACAACAACUGCACGGCAUAAAGGAUGACAAAGGGACGAUGAAACAAUAAUUGUUGAUGCCAUCCCCCCUUUAAUGUCAUUACAUUUUGUAUAACCAUGAAAAGCUAGUUUUAUUAAUGAUUCAAGUUUGUUAGUACAGUAAAAACUAAUUGAGUUUCAUUACAUUAGAUUACAUUCAUUUAGCUUAACACUUAUCCAAAGCUACUUACAAUAAGUGCAGUCAGCCAUGAAGAUCCCACCCAAAAAAUUACAAGAAUCAUGCGAGUACGUAAAAAUCAUCAAAUAAGCAAAGCUGCUCCAAAUGCUUCAUUUUAAAAACACUGUUGCCCACAUGGUGCUGUGUGAUACAAUUCAACAGCUUUAAUGCAUCCUAUAUUAUUAUUCUUAUUCAACCACAACUUGAUUAAUGAAAAUAAAUGACAGUGACAGUUGUGUCUUUUUCAUUGACAGUAAAGACAAUUAUCAACAUAGAAAACUGGAAAAAAUUUAAAGUAUCUGCCUUAUGCAAACAGCCUGAAUCAACUGUCAGGUACUGUACUAUAUUGUAUUAAUGAAUGAAUUAAAUUGUUUUUCUUGUUCUGUCAAAAAAAUAAACCACCCCUUGAGGCUUACAGUGUAUAAACACCAUCCAAGAAGCAAUUACAGGAAUUAAUGUAGAAGUAAUAGCGUAACCUUUGACAACCUAAGAGCACAUGACCUACAUAUGAAAGACACAGCUUACUUUUCCACAAAAGAAACAUCCAAAUGUCUUUAAAAGUAUUAGAGUAAAUAUGACCCUCAAAGAAGA
Perca flavescens (yellow perch) is the source of this 1976-nucleotide messenger RNA. RefSeq names its product endonuclease domain-containing 1 protein. The record is from RefSeq and is a predicted model, not a curated record. NCBI's taxonomy places the organism in Eukaryota, Metazoa, Chordata, Actinopteri, Perciformes, Percidae. Gene Ontology annotation, molecular function: metal ion binding; hydrolase activity; nucleic acid binding. The transcript has 6 exons. Bases 368 to 1210 code for a protein of 280 amino acids.